AUGGUUAAAAUGUUCCUUCUCUUCUUAGUUUUAACUUUUAGCGUUGUCUUGGAAGUCAAAGCCGUGGUUGUAUCCGCACCAGAGUCUUAUGACUUUGCAAUAUCAUCAGAAUCUCAGUUGUCGUUGUUGAAGUUGAAAGAAACCCAAAUAAACAAUCUUCAGAACUAUAAUAAAGUAUUAAAGUCACAAUUGAAAAAAGUUAAACUAGCCAUAAAGUAUUCAGAGGAUCUGCUAAGAACACCGGCGCAUAACUUAUUAUUUGGAUUCAAAGUUUUGAGACAUUUAUACAAAGAUUGGCCUGAAUACUUUAACAUUUUAAAAAGAGAACUGGGGUCCAAAGAGAUUUUGAUUUCUCAAGACUUAUUGAUGCAGCAACCAACUUCUGUGGACUUUGAGGAAUCUUUGGGAGCUAUCUAUAGGCUCCAAACAGUAUAUAAUUUAGACUCCUAUGACAUGGCUGAAGGAAUAUUAGACGGAAAAGAUUACAAUGUCAAGAAAUGGAGUAUUGAUGAGUGCCUAAUACUAGGACUGAUGUAUCAAUACUUAAAACAUUACAAUGAAUCGGAGAAUUGGUUGCAAUUGGCUCUCUAUUACUACCAGGACCAUCCCAAUCCGGAGGAGCUAAAAGUUAAACUUUGGGAACAUUCUAACUUGUUGGAAUCUCUAAUGGAGGCCAACAAGGGACUUGGGCGCUACUUGGAAGCGAAGAAGUUUGCGAAAGACUUGCUUUCUAUUCUUCCCAACCAUAGUUAUACGCUAAAGCAACUGUCGAAACUAGAAUUCUUGCAAGCGAAUCCCAUUAAACUUACGAAGACGAAGAAAGAUCAUCAGCUUCAGAAGGAAAUAUGCUCAAAACGUUAUCGCAAAAGAAGCUCAAAUCUUGUCUGUCGAUAUGUGGAUUGGAACCCAUUUCUAGAAUUGGCGCCCCUAAAAAUGGAGGAGUUGUCAAUGGAAACCCAUAUAAGUAUUUUCCAUGGGUUCCUAGGUAACAAAGAUAUAGAAUCACUAAAGAACGCGUCCAGACCAAAACUUCAACGUAAUAAACAUUUAUCAUGGAAUUGCACUUGCAAAAUCGCAAAUCUUUCCAGCUCUUCACACGACAUUGCUCGCAAAAUUAAUGAUCUGAUAAUAGAUAUCACAGGGUUUCCGCGGCUAGGAAACCAAAUGUUAGAGGUCAUCAAUUAUGGUAUUGCUGGAAAUUACAAUCCCGAUGACACUGCCAAAUUCACGAGUCACAACCAAGCAAACGCUUUGAUUUUUUUGAGCGAUGCUGAAAAAGGCGGAGAAAUAGUUUUUCCUUCUCGUCAGAUUAAGGUAAAACCUCGGAAGGGUUCUAUGCUAGUUUGGGUAAACCUCAAAGACAGUGUUAUAUAUCAUCAGUGCCCGAUCCUAAAGGGCAAUAUGUGGGUGGCUAACAAAGUGCUGAACUGACCUUUGAAUUCCAUUGUGUUCCAUAAACAUAUGUUCAUUAUUAUUUAAACACUAGGCAGUUUGUGAGUUAUUGCUGAGUCUGUACAGGUCUAAUAUAUUUGAUAUCGAAAUAAACUUCUACCGAACCGAAGACAUACACUAACAAUUAUAGGGCUAUAUAUUAUUAACUAUUAACUAAUAUAAUCAUUUUAUUUUGUACAGUAUUUAAAAGGUACAUUUAAACGAUUUACCUCUAAGUUAUAUUGUAUAAAUAAUAAGUAAUUUCAAGUAGUGUACUGAAUAUAGUAGUGUACUGAA
Messenger RNA from Drosophila biarmipes, 1728 nucleotides. Its product is annotated as prolyl 4-hydroxylase subunit alpha-1-like. The record is from RefSeq and is a predicted model, not a curated record. Gene Ontology annotation, biological process: peptidyl-proline hydroxylation to 4-hydroxy-L-proline. NCBI's taxonomy places the organism in Eukaryota, Metazoa, Arthropoda, Insecta, Diptera, Drosophilidae. Gene Ontology annotation, molecular function: protein binding; procollagen-proline 4-dioxygenase activity; L-ascorbic acid binding. Bases 1 to 1431 code for a protein of 476 amino acids. Gene Ontology annotation, cellular component: endoplasmic reticulum. The transcript has 6 exons.